GGAAUUAGGGUCCCUGGCUCUGCCUGAUCCUUUGCCGGAUCAGGUGCCAGCCCGAGCUUUGUCUCCUUGUUCCUAGUAGAUAAGGUAGGACCCACCCUCUCAGGCCCGAGCUGGUGAAAGGAGGGCCCAGUUCCCUUGUCUUCGGAACGUGCAGCAGAACCCUCCGUUUGCUCUCUGGGUAGGGCGCUGUCUGGCCGGCCGGUUGCGUAGCAACGGCAGGCAGCGCGUGACGUGCGCAGUCGCGUUUGGGUCCGAGGCGCGCGCCCGUGCACCCGCCCCCUGGUAGGCUCGCGGCUCGCGUCGCCUGCUCGCUGGGUCUCUCGGUCCCUCUGCUGUGAGAAGGACGCUCUGCAGAGUCGGCGCCGGCAAGCUCCCCCUCCCGCGUCACUGCGACCGCCGCGGAGAAGAUGGCCUCCGGAGUGCAAGUUGCAGAUGAAGUAUGUCGCAUUUUUUAUGACAUGAAAGUUCGGAAGUGCUCCACACCAGAAGAAAUCAAGAAAAGAAAGAAGGCUGUCAUUUUUUGUCUCAGUGCAGACAAAAAGUGCAUCAUUGUAGAAGAAGGGAAAGAGAUCUUGGUUGGAGAUGUUGGUGUAACCAUAACCGAUCCUUUCAAGCAUUUUGUGGGAAUGCUUCCUGAAAAAGAUUGUCGCUAUGCUUUGUAUGAUGCAAGCUUUGAAACCAAGGAAUCUAGAAAAGAGGAAUUGAUGUUUUUCCUGUGGGCACCAGAAUUAGCUCCUCUGAAAAGUAAAAUGAUCUAUGCAAGCUCCAAGGAUGCCAUCAAAAAGAAAUUUCAAGGCAUAAAACACGAAUGUCAAGCAAACGGACCAGAAGACCUCAAUCGGGCUUGUAUUGCUGAAAAGCUAGGUGGAUCCUUAAUUGUAGCUUUUGAAGGAUGCCCUGUGUAGACCAUCAUUCAGUGCCAUAGAUCGAAAGCUUCCAUGUUUAAUGUUACCCUCUUGCUAUAUAAGUAAAGCAAAUAUGUUUAGGCCAGGGUCUCACAGAGGGGGAGCUGUCUUGUCAUCUGUUAAAGUGAACUAAAUAUUCUAUAAAUAUGCAGAUGGCCCUAAAUACAUCUAAAAUCUAAAGUUUUAUUGGUGUGAAUUUAAAUUCUUAUUGGCCAAAUGCCUGUUUUGAUGAGUUGGCUUGUAAAGGUUUUUGUUAAACUCACGAUUUUUAAUAAUGCAGUUACCAAACAGUACAAGGGCCAUAUAAAGAGAAUUAUUGCAUCUUUGUAACCUCAGCAGGUAACUUGGUUUCUUUUGCUUAGAGAAUUGGUUAUAAUCUGGUUAUAAUUUUGGCCCCAAUUCUUCAUUUUCUCUUGAGCUGAACUGCAUAAUGGAAAAUAGAUCUCCUUAACACAUGUAACAGCACUAAUACACUAACUACAGUAAGACUAAGUCAGGCAGUCUUUUAAUUCUAGCAGAUGUGUGAUGGAGACUGCCUCAGAAUUGUGCACACUUCUAACCAGCGCUGAAAGCACUAUUUUGAGCAUGCAGUUGGAAUACGGGGAGCAGCUCCCUGCACCCGCAGUGAGCUCUCCGCGGGCUAGUUGGGAGACUGUUCAGAGAGUGACCUUGCAUCUUGGAAAUAAAAUCACCGGAGUAUCCUAGGGAGAAUGUACAGUACCUUGCAACAGCUAAUUAUAGUGCAGAUUAGGGCUCCAUUGUAAUUACAGCACUUUAUUAAUGGAGAGGAUAAAAUGGUGUAUUGACAAGCUGGGACACCUGUCACAACUUCAGCUGUGUCUCCUUCAGAAUUUUGUUGCUUCUGGUACAGUACGGUGUGGAAGAACACUAAGUGUACGUGUAUGCUGGGGCCUGGGAGAACUUCCUGAUCUCCUAGAGCAGCUUGUUGAUUGUCUGUGGGAUGGGGAGCAGGGCUGAUGGAUGACACCCAUGGGAAGCCACCGCCUCAUGACGCUUGGAAGUGAUUGUCUUUAACAUCACAGGCAUAACACUUUGAAAAAUAUAGAGAUGCACACAGUUGAACUUAGAAGUAGCAGUAUUGGCUUUAUGUAAUAAAGGAAGCAUUUUUAACUUA
This is a messenger RNA of Mustela erminea (ermine), 2040 nucleotides long. RefSeq names its product destrin, actin depolymerizing factor (gene DSTN). Lineage: Eukaryota; Metazoa; Chordata; Mammalia; Carnivora; Mustelidae. The record is from RefSeq and is a predicted model, not a curated record. Bases 408 to 905 code for a protein of 165 amino acids. Gene Ontology annotation, molecular function: actin filament binding. The transcript has 4 exons. Gene Ontology annotation, cellular component: actin cortical patch; cytoplasm; actin cytoskeleton. Gene Ontology annotation, biological process: actin filament severing; cell motility; actin filament fragmentation.